CAUCACUCUCAAAUUCAACUUCUCUUCUUCAUAUUACUCUUUUUCUCUCUCUCGUUAACAAUGUCGGAACGUGGACGAGGACGUCGCGGUGGUUCUCCUUAUGGUGGUGGCAGAGGCGGUGGAAGAACACCUCCUUGUGGUGGCGGCAGAGGCGAUGGUCGAACACCUCCUUAUGGUGGCGGCAGAGGCGGUGGUCGAACACCUCCUUCCGAUGGUCGUGGCAGAGGAUAUCCGUCUCCCGGUGGUCGUGGUCGAGGAACUUACUCCAGUGGCGGAUCAUCGAGUUACAGUGCUUCUCCUAGUUACAAUGCUCCUCCGAGUUACAAUCCUCCUCCGAUAUAUCAUCAUCAACAACCGUCAAUGGCGGUUUCAUCGAUGACUCGGGAGGUUGAACAAAAGCUUUCGCUUCAACCUUCCACAUCUGCAAAUCCUUCUGCUGGGCCUCAGCCCGUGCAACAGUCGUCACCGCCUGUUGCUACCAUCCCUGCGCAUCUAGCGGGACCGUCGACUUCGACGCAGCCGCCAAGGCCGCCACCGGUAUCAUCUAAAAACAUGCGGCCUCCUCCUAGACCGGAUUACGGAACCAUGGGGCGAAGGUGCCUAGUUAAGGCGAAUCACUUUCUCGUUCAGGUUGCUGAUCGAGAUGUACAUCACUAUGAUGUUACAAUCACUCCUGAGGUUCUGUCAAAGAAAGUGUGCCGACUGAUAAUCAAACAGCUGGUUGAGAGCUAUAAACUUUCACACUUGGGUGGACGGGGUUUGGCAUAUGAUGGUCGAAAGAGUGCUUACACUGCUGGUGCGCUCCCAUUCGCCUCCAAGGAAUUUGUUAUCAUGUUUGCUGAUGAUAAUGGUGUAGCAAGGAGGGAAAGGGAGUUUAAGGUCUCCAUUAAGUUUGCUGCCAAAGCUGAUAUUCACCAUUUGAAACAGUUCUUGCGCAGUAGGCAGUCAGAUGUCCCGCAAGAAACAAUUCAAGCUUUGGAUGUGGUGCUGCGGACAAACCCAUCAGUAAAGUAUGAAGUAGUGGGAAGGUCGCUUUUCCACAAUGAGUCUCCAGAUGACACUGGCUCGCUUACUGGUGGGUUAGAAUACUGGAGAGGGUAUUAUCAGAGUCUUCGACCAACUCAGAUGGGCCUUGCUCUCAAUAUUGAUAUGUCAGCCAGAGCGUUCUAUGAGCCCAUUUUUGUCUCUGAUUAUGUUUUGCGGCUCCUGAAUCUCAGGGAUGAUCCUCAGGUGUGGCUGUCUGAUCAGGACCAUUCGAAGGUUAGAAAGGUUUUGAAAGGUGUUAAGGUAGAGGCGACUCAUCAAGGUAGACGCUACAGGAUCACAGGGUUGACUCCUCGACCAUCGAUGACAAUGAUGUUUCCUGUUGAUGGCACUGAAACAAUGGUAUCUGUUGCUGCCUACUUCCAACAGAAGUACAGCAUUGUACUAACGUAUCCUAUGUUGCCUGCGCUUCAGUGUGGCAGCAAUGCAAAGGCUGUGUAUCUGCCUAUGGAGAUUUGCAGAAUUGUUAGUGGACAAAGAUACACAAAAAUGCUAAAUGGCAGGCAGGUCACAGAGAUGCUGAGGGCAACCUGUCAGAGACCAAAAGAAAGGGAGGGGGGCAUUAGGCAGAUUGUGAAAGCCAACAAUUAUGCUGACGACAAUUUGGUGCAUGAAUUUGGUAUUGGAGUUGACGCACCCCUCACCACCAUUGAAGCACGGGUGCUUAAAGCUCCAAUGCUAAUGUAUCAUGAGUCUGGGAAAGAAUCACGAGUGGAUCCCAGGGUUGGUCAAUGGAAUAUGAUUGAUAAGAAAUUGAUUAAUGCGGCUCAUGUUAACAAUUGGACGUGUGUUAGCUUCUCCUCACGGGUCCCACCAGAGAGGCUCGUCGAUCGCCUGCUCCAUAUGUGCAUUAGUAAAGGGAUGUCCUUCGAGAGUCCAUUGGUGCCGCUCCGCCGAGCUCAUCCUGAGCAUAUUGAGAGGACUCUUCGUGAUAUCCAUGGAGAAUCUAUGCAAGCGAUAGAUAAGAAGAAGGGGGACCAGAAAAUAAAACAUCUCCAGCUGUUAAUUGUUGUUCUUCCUGACGGUUCUGGACAAUAUGGAAUGAUCAAGCGUCUGUGCGAAAUAGAUUUGGGAAUUGUUUCCCAAUGUUGCCACCCAAAGAAUUUACACCCCCCAUCUAAUCCGUAUCUUGAAAACCUCUCUCUAAAGAUAAAUGUCAAGGUGGGUGGAAGAAACUCUGUUUUGGAGCUGGCAGUUACUAAACGAAUGCCUUUCAUCAGUGAUACGCCCACAAUUGUCUUUGGUGCUGAUGUGACACAUCCGCAACCGGGAGAAGAUUCUAGUCCCUCUAUAGCAGCUGUGGUUGCAUCAAUGGAUUGGCCUGAAGUUACUAAAUAUAGGGGUAUUGUUUCUGCACAGCCCCAUAGGCAAGAGAUCAUUAUGGACUUGUACACAGAGAAGGAAGAUUCUAAAAAAGGGAUUGUUCGCGGUGGAAUGAUAAUGGACCUGCUGAAAGCGUUUUUCAAAGUGACAGGAUUUAAGCCUCGUAGAAUAAUCUUCUAUAGAGAUGGAGUCAGCGAAGGACAAUUCAAUCAGGUUUUAUUGGAAGAAAUGGAUGCAAUCCGCAAGGCAUGUGUUGCCCUGGAACAUGAUUAUAUGCCACCAGUUACCUUUGUGGUAGUGCAGAAGCGACAUCAUACACGUCUAUUCCCUUCCAAUCAUGAUGAUCGUAGUUUGACAGACAGGAGUGGAAACAUUUUGCCAGGUACUGUGGUAGACACCAGGAUAUGCCACCCAACUGAGUUUGAUUUUUACUUAUGUAGCCACGCUGGGAUCAAGGGUACCAGUCGUCCUGCACAUUACCAUGUACUAUAUGAUGAGAACAAUUUCACCGCAAAUGCCAUUCAGAAUGUAACGAACCACCUGUGCUACACGUACGUAAGGUGUACACGAUCAGUUUCCUUAGUGCCACCUGCCUACUAUGCACAUCUAGCUGCCUUUCGUGCACGCUAUUACAUGGAGAAUGACGUGGGUGUAAGAGCAGCUAAUGAAGGUGGUGAGGGAGGAGCAGCAACCAGGGAACAAGCAGCUGCACAAUUCAGGCCACUUCCUAACAUUCAUGAAAAUGUGUCGGAGGUCAUGUUUUACUGCUGA
Molecule: messenger RNA, 3138 nt
Organism: Solanum verrucosum
Lineage: Eukaryota; Viridiplantae; Streptophyta; Magnoliopsida; Solanales; Solanaceae
Product: protein argonaute 5-like
Exons: 22
Coding region: 61-3138 (1025 amino acids)
Biological process (GO): regulatory ncRNA-mediated post-transcriptional gene silencing
Cellular component (GO): cytoplasm
Molecular function (GO): RNA binding; protein binding
Source: RefSeq, a predicted model, not a curated record